UUUUUUUGUAAUUGCUGUAAAAAGUAGGGGUGCUGGUGCUUUAUUUCUCUGCUAAACUAUAAUAAUCCACUGGAAUUUCAGAGUGAACUCCAUGAAGACGUAGGUCUGUUCAAUAUGAACUGGUUGCUUUUCAUUUAGAGUGUCUGGUGAGACUAUGAUGAAUGCAUUGUGUUAAACUGUUGUCUCAUGUCAUUAUUCAGGUAUUGCCAUCCUAGUUGGACAGGUUGUAAACUACUUCAGCUAUAUUGGUCGUUUCGUUGAUUUCUUAAUUUAAUUUUAUGUUUGCUGCCGUUUUUAUUCUGUCAUUGCUUCUACAGUUGUACCAGACUUUUUAGAAUGCUUACCUGACUAAUGGUUUGGAUGUCUAAACUCUGAACUGCAGGUCACCCAUGUAAAGGAGCUUUUGGUCUGUUGGUGCACUAAUACGUAUAUAUUCCCUUCUUCGGUGAUUCAGGCAAGAGUUAGAUCCUCAAUUAGCCUGGUUGAAUUGGCUACAAGCCUACAAGUAAAUUGAAUGAGCACGAAGCGCCCGUGGAAAAACUGGUAGCCAAUAUUGAAACUUCCCAUAGAACUUGUAUCUGAUGGUCGUAGCCAGUCAUGGAACGUCAAUAGUUCAAACACAUUUGAACAUCCUCAGAGACUUGUAUCCAAUAGUUUAACAGGAGGUAUAGCUCUUACAACAUCUGAGGCAAGCUGGUAUGUAGUCGGACAUCAAUGAUUCAACGCGCAUUUGUACUUCCCCAAAAACUCCUGCGAGAGUCUAACAGGAGGUAUAACUAUUGCAACAUCCGCCACAAAGAUGGUUAGCUAGUUAGGCAAGUCGAUAGUCCAAGGUGCUCUGAAAUUUCCCCUUAGGCUUGUGUUGAAGGGUCUACUAAGUGGUAUAAGCAUGACAGUAUAUCUUGCAGUUGAGAUAUUAAAAGAUUUUUUGUAAGGUCAAAAGUGAAAUCCUGGUGGAUGCUUAACUGAGUUCCUCCUUUCCGAAUGGUGGCACAAGUGACAAUUUCUAAAGCUGCUCAGUUAUCAGGGAAGUAUAACCCUAUACUCGCAAAAAGGUUAUCUUCGUACUUGUGCUUGCUUUUUCUCUUCUAAAGUUCGAACGUUUCAGCCUCAGUUAUGCGUCUAAUUUUUAAUUCGUUUUAACAUCCCAUUUGUCUACAUCUUUCUUUCCAUAUUCAUGUUUUACCUGUUCUUCUAAAUUUUAGUUCUCUUUUCAGAGUAUUUCUGAUACUAGUGAAGCGUCAUGCUGAGUGUACCAAGCGUUCAACGCUUAGCAUAAACGAUGUGAUCGAAAUCAAAACAGUUCUUCAGGAGUACAUGGAGAAUGGCUGGAACUAGAUGUACCAGAGAUUGCUCGUGCCACAAGUUGACUCUGUAGCCAAUCAGGCAGGGUCUGUGGUUCAAGGUGCGUUGGAACUUCCUCAGGAACUUGUAUCCGAGGGUGUAACAGGAGUUGCAACUGUUGUAGGCCCUGUGGAAGAGCUUGUGGCCAAUCAGGGAAGUUCGUUGGUUCGAGGCACAUUGGGACUUCCCUUCGAACUUGUAUCCAAGGGUAUAAUGGGAGGUAUAACUGUCGCAAAUUCGCUAGGCAAUCAGGUACAGUCGACGGUGGACGGUGCAUUGAAACUUCCACAGUUAGGUUUAGGUGUUGUAACAUCUGUUGUAAAGCAGGCAGGCAGUCAGGCACGGUCAGCAGUUGAAGGCGCAUUGAAACUUCCACAGAUAGGUUUAAGUGUUGCAACAUCUGUUGUAAAUGAGGUAGGCAAUCAAACAAAGUCGAUAAUUAAAGGGGCAUUGAAACUUCCACAGAUAGGUUUAGGUGUUGUAACAUCUGUUGUAAAGCAGGCAGGCAGUCAGGCACGGUCCGCGGUUGAAGGCGCAUUGAAACUUCCACAGAUAGGUUUAAGUGUUGCUACAUCUGUUGUAAAUGAGGUAGGCAAUCAGACAAAGUCGAUAAUUAAAGGGGCAUUGGAACUUCCCAUGAAACUUUUAGAGGAGGGUCUAAUUGGAGGUAUAACUGUGGGAGUACAUCUUGCAGUUGAGUUCGUAAUAGACAUCUUAGAAGAAGAGACAGUGAAAGCCUGGUGGAUGCUUAACCGAGUCCCUCCUUUCCGAAUGGUGGCACAUGUGACAGUUCCUAUAUCUGCUCAGUUGUCGAAGAAAUAUAAUGAUAUUGUUACGAGCAUGUCACAGAAGAGUACCGUCUUUAGUUAUCUUCCUCUUGUUCCUGUCGACAAAAUUGCCGAGGCUUUCAAGAAGGGUGACCCAGAUUCGAAAGAGAAGUGGAUCUGAGGAUUUGGUUCGGACAUCUGAGUGUUUUUAUGUGUUUUACCUAUUUUCUAUAAAGGAAUAUUGUGACUAUUUGUCAUUUAUCAUGUGUUUCCAGUAUAAACCAAGUUUUUAUUCUAUGGGAAAAUAGAUUUGUUUCAACGGAGUUGCGAUAACCGUGUUAA
This is a messenger RNA of Papaver somniferum (opium poppy), 2453 nucleotides long. RefSeq names its product REF/SRPP-like protein At1g67360. The record is from RefSeq and is a predicted model, not a curated record. The transcript has 3 exons. NCBI's taxonomy places the organism in Eukaryota, Viridiplantae, Streptophyta, Magnoliopsida, Ranunculales, Papaveraceae. Bases 1339 to 2292 code for a protein of 317 amino acids.